GCUCAGGCUCUAGCUCCUGCAUCAGAAGAUCCUCAUCCAGUAUCCGCUUUUCUUGUGCUGAUCCUACUUGGUCCUUCUCCUUCCAGAGAGACGAAAGAAGUGCAAGAGAGCCCCCGGGUUUUAUGCAGCAGACGUUUGUGUACCAAUUACACAAGAUGGCGCACCUUGUGGAUUUGAACGAGGACCAAUUUCGGGUUCUGGACCCGAUAUUAUUUGUAAAAGUGUCUGGGUCUGGAAGGAUGCAAGUUUGCCAUGCUUGUCUGGCAUGACUCGGGAAUCUGUGUUGCAUAGGCACGAAAAGGCCCUCUUACCUGUCAUGCAAAAACGCAGUUUGCCGUGCGGAAUACUUAAGACAUGGGAGCCAAAAAAUUUGUCAUGCAUAACUGCGUAUUGCAGGGCGUCUACCAUUCACUUUUAGCAUUACAAGUUCCCAGACCCAGACACUUUUACAUUUGAUACCACAAGGAACAGUGCAAAAUCGCAAAAAGCGCUGUGGCGGCCGCGAUCGACUUCGACAAUCGGAUCAUGUAUUGUGCAAACUACAUCAGGAUCUGUUGUUCUCACUUGUUGCUUGCGCUAUUUUCUUGCCAUGGCAAGGAAGUCAAGGGUAGUGCUAGUGAUGCUGAUGCAUGCCUGCUAAAGAUCAAAAUCUAGCAAGAGCCAUCACUAUUUAUUCUCCCCACAGAAAGCAGUUCGAGGACGCGAUCCGGCAGUACCAUCGAGCGCUGCAGUACGUCAACCUGGUAGACUCCUCCUUACCUGAAUCGGAAGAGCUGUUGCAGGGCGCCGCGGAGUAUUUUCGAAGGCAACGGUUCCUGAAGGCCCAGCUGGAGGAGAUGAAAAAACAAACCGCGCCGGAAAACAAUGCAGACACCACGGUAGUGGCAAAAGCGGAAGCUUUAGGGAUUGCGGUGAAAGGUACUACUGUCUGUUAUCUGCUUUCUUGCGGUCUGAAGCCAACAGUAAGCCGUGCGCCAGCGUUGUGUGGAGGGCACAGGAGACAUCAGACCGGCUCGCGCGGGUAAUAUUUCCAGGGUUGGCGCCUUCCGCGGAACGCCCCAAAGGACGCAAAAGCAGAGAAAUAGCGGGCCCCCGGAGGGGCCGGGUCGAGGGCUUUGCCCGGCGUUGUACUUGUUUCGUUCAAGUGUUUGGCUUUUGCCAUGUUGAAGGUGUCGCACUUGUGCACCUUUGGAGUGAGGACGUUCGUACCUGUGUCAGUUUAUUAUUUGAAAUGGGAAUCAUGCAUAGCUACUUACUCACAUUGUCUAUCUGCAGUUCCUCUGCUACUUAGUAAUUGCAGUCGGAAUGGAUAUCGAUUAAUUGGAAUGGGAAUAUCGAUUAACGCCCCUCCCCACGGUCGACCCCGCUGAAACUCUUAGGGUAAACGCCGUGGCGGGUAGGCAGAAUUGCGCUGCUAAACACAGCGCGAGGAAAAAUCUGAAAAGAUUCUGCAACAACUUAUGGCAUUUGUGAGGCGUUUUGGGGUGGCCUCGGCAAAAACUGCGAAAAAUAAUCGCAAAAAAACUUACCCGUGCGGAUGGAUGCUUUUUGCAUCGUUUUCUUGAAAAGUAAGGCUUCAAGGUAGGGACAGGCUGGAACUUGACUCGUUUUGUUCACCAGCGCUCGAAAUCCUCAACAUUGUAUUUCCAGGUAGCGUCCUCACCCUACACCAAACGCACAAAUUGGGCGAAAAGGCGGAGAAGAUUAAGGGCGACGUUGUGACCAACAGCAAAGCUGCGUGGAGCAAGACAACCGACUGGUUUUCCGGCACUGUAGACCAAACUAAGAGCUGGUGGAAGACCAACGCGCCCGCGGGUUGGGCCGCGGCGUCCGGGAGUAGUGCUGAGGGUGGAGAGGGAGCGGAGGCUGAUCCUGUAGGAGACGCGGCGCCAUCAAGUGCGACUACAGCAGAAGAAGCCGGCGUGGACGCAAGCGGCAUAGUGAGCGGCACGAAGGAAGAGGCUAGCGCGCCGAAAACCGACCUCCCACCGCCACCGCCCCUGGCAGCGACUGCGGGGGUGUCGGAUCCCGUGUUAAAAAAGGGAGACGAAGACUUACUCGAUUUGGAUUUGAAGUCGUAGUUUGCUGUCUGUGAGGUGGUGUCGCGCUGAGUAGAUGAAUUCACUUUCACUUCAAGUGCCAUGUAUAGAACGACGCAAAAGUGGUUUACACGUUGCUUGUUUUCAGACAAAAAUUAUAUCGCGAAUUUCAAACGCAAAAUCUUUGUUGAUUCACGUUCGCUUGCGAAGCAAAAGUGAGAGAAAAAGAG
Molecule: messenger RNA, 2269 nt
Organism: Amoebophrya sp. A120
Lineage: Eukaryota; Dinophyceae; Syndiniales; Amoebophryaceae
Source: the annotation of a GenBank genome assembly